Messenger RNA from Talpa occidentalis (Iberian mole), 968 nucleotides. It is a transcript of the gene HSD17B10, whose product is annotated as hydroxysteroid 17-beta dehydrogenase 10. Lineage: Eukaryota; Metazoa; Chordata; Mammalia; Eulipotyphla; Talpidae. Gene Ontology annotation, cellular component: mitochondrion. Gene Ontology annotation, molecular function: estradiol 17-beta-dehydrogenase [NAD(P)+] activity. Bases 39 to 824 code for a protein of 261 amino acids. The record is from RefSeq and is a predicted model, not a curated record. The transcript has 6 exons. Gene Ontology annotation, biological process: androgen metabolic process; estrogen metabolic process; fatty acid metabolic process.
UCAGUGAGCGCCAGAAAGUUCUGCCAGACCCAGGAAAGAUGGCUGCCGCGUGUCGGAGCGUGAAGGGCCUGGUCGCAGUAAUAACCGGAGGAGCCUCGGGCCUUGGUCUGGCCACCGCAGAGCGACUUGUAGGGCAGGGGGCCAGUGCUGUACUUCUGGACCUGCCCAACUCGGAUGGGACGGCCCAGGCCAAGAAGUUAGGGAAAAGCUGCGCUUUCGCCCCAACCGACGUGACCUCAGAGAAGGACGUGCAAGCAGCCCUGACUCUAGCAAAAGAAAAGUUUGGUCAUGUGGAUGUGGCAGUCAACUGUGCAGGCAUUGCAGUUGCUAUCAAGACAUACAACUCAAAGAGGAGCCAGGCCCAUACCUUGGAGGACUUCCAGCGAGUUCUCAAUGUGAAUCUCAUAGGCACCUUCAAUGUCAUUCGUCUGGUGGCUGGUGAGAUGGGCCAGAAUGAGCCAGACCAAGGAGGCCAACGUGGGGUCAUCAUCAACACUGCCAGUGUGGCUGCCUUCGAGGGCCAGGUUGGACAAGCUGCCUAUUCUGCUUCCAAGGGGGGCAUAGUAGGCAUGACACUGCCCAUUGCUCGAGAUCUGGCUCCCAUGGGCAUCCGGGUGAUGACCAUUGCUCCAGGCCUGUUUGGCACCCCACUGCUGACCAGCCUCCCAGAGAAAGUGCGAAACUUCCUGGCCAGCCAGGUGCCCUUCCCCAGCCGACUGGGUGACCCUGCCGAGUAUGCUCAUCUGGUACAGGCCAUCAUUGAAAACCCAUUCAUCAAUGGAGAGGUCAUCCGGCUGGAUGGGGCCAUCCGCAUGCAGCCUUGAAGGGGGUGGGGAAUAGAGCAAACCUAUUCCUCUGCCCCUCCUUUCACUGGGCUACUACCAGCUUGGGAGGAUGCACAGUAUAGCCAUUUUGUAACUCUCCCAUCAGUUACCCUCUGUGCCUAAAUAAAGUUUCUACUUCUCACA